Medioppia subpectinata is the source of this 1498-nucleotide messenger RNA. Lineage: Eukaryota; Metazoa; Arthropoda; Arachnida; Sarcoptiformes; Oppiidae. The record is from the annotation of a GenBank genome assembly.
AUACUUAUUAUAGUCGCCAACUAUACGGGCGAUCGGCUUAACUUCGGGUUAGCCCGAGAGCACGCUUUGCUAAAGGGAUAUAAAGUGGAAAUGUUUAUCUUCGGCGAAGACGUGGCCUUUUAUGGCAAAGGAAAAAAGGCCGGUCGCCGAGGAUUGGCCGGCAUUUCACUCAUUCACAAAAUAGCCGGCGCUUUGGCCGAAGAGAAGAAGACAGCAAAACAAAUUAAAACGGCUCUCGAAGAGUAUUGCGGUCAAAUCGGCACCAUUUCUGUGAGUCUAAAUUGCGUGAAUAUCCCGGGUUUGGGCAGUUCUUUCACAUUGGCUAACGAUAUGUUAGAGUUGGGUCUGGGAGUGCACGGAGAGGCUGGUGUCGAGCGAUUGAAACUGUGUUCAGCUCGCGAUGUGGUCGACGUUAUGCUCAACCAUUUGGUCGGCCGCUCAUCGCUGCUCAACGACACGAUAGGCCGACAUAACAACCGAAUUGUCAUUUUGCUCAACAAUACGGGCGGACUCUCACUGUUUGAGCUCAACAUAAUAGUUAAAGAGACUGUCAAUCAAUUACAGACACGAAAGCUAUGCGUCGAACGGAUAUAUUCGGGAUGUUUUAUGACAUCAUUCUCGAUGUCUGGCGUUUCGUUGUCAGCGAUGGCAGUCGACGACCGCAUACUUCAACUGUUGGACAGUCCGUCCGCAUCGAGCGCGUGGACACAACUCCUGAAUACACCAAAAGUGCUCAAUCGGUCCGUCAUUUUGCAGAAUCCGAAUCCCAGUCCAAAGGAUGAGACACCGGAUUACGAGACCAUCGAUGGACUUAAGUUUGGCAGAGAGUUGUUUGUGAGGGCUAUUGAGCUCUCGUGUAAAGCUUUGAUAUCGUCUGAAAAACAUCUCAACGAAUUGGACACAGAAUUAGGUGACGGAGACUGCGGGUCCACAUUAAGCGGGGCUUCAAAACUGUUGCUUAAACUAAUAACAGAGAAACAACUGAAGCCAUCAUUCUUCCAGUUGUCUCACUUCUGUGAGGCCAAUAUGGGCGGCACUUCCGGUGCCAUAUAUAGCCUCAUGUUUACGGCCGCCUCUCAGGCCAUUCGGGCGAAUGUCAAACGAAUAGACCGUUCGUAUGAUUACAUCGAUUUGUGGAGAGAUGUCAUUAAAUAUAGUUUGCAAACUAUAACUCAAUACAGUUUUGCAAAACCUGGCGAUCGAUCAAUGCUUGAUUCGUUGAAUAGCGCACACGAAGCGCUGGUAAAGUGUGAUCAUAGCGUGGCUUAUCAUCAAAUCGCCAAAUUGGUUGCACAGAGCGCUAAAAAAGGCGCCGAGAGCACGGCGUCGAUGAGUGCCAACGUUGGCAGAGCUUCGUAUGUUAAUAAGGCCUCAAUCGCGAGACCAGAUCCGGGCGCUAUAGCCGUCUCCAUUUGGAUUGACUCAAUCGCACAGGCAUUCAAUGAAUUUGCUAAUAGAAAAUGAACUUAAUUCACACAUUUUUGCCUUUAAAUACUCC